GCUUCGACCGCAUUGGAUACAAUAUUCUCAUUGAAAAACUGCUAGACCUGGGCGUUAGGCGGUCUUUAAUACCCUGGAUUAUAAACUUUCUUUGUGAUCGAAGACAACGAGUUAAAAUUGGAGAAUCCUUUUCAAGCUGGCUCCCAGUGACACCUGGGGUCCCUCAAUGGACUAAACUUGGUCCAAUAUUGUUCCUCAUUAUGAUUAAUGAUUUGAGAGUAAAUUCCCCAGGCACGAAAAUGUGGAAAUUUGUAGACGAUGUCUCAUCUUCUGAAAAUCUAACAUCGAACAGUUUCUCGGCCACUCAGUCAACUCUUGAUUCUAUCAUUCAUGGGCAACUUACAAUU
Molecule: messenger RNA, 347 nt
Organism: Paramuricea clavata
Lineage: Eukaryota; Metazoa; Cnidaria; Anthozoa; Malacalcyonacea; Plexauridae
Source: the annotation of a GenBank genome assembly